UUCUUUCAUGGACUUUCAAUUUCUUUUCCCAUGGAAACUUUCACCCAUCUCUCCCUAUAAAUUCCUCACCUUCCCUCUCUUACCUUCACUCGCACCCAAUUCCGCUCAUAUCUCUCUAUUCUCUCGUCAACUCGAUAAAGCUGCUUCCCUCCUCUCCUUUCUGUAUGGCAACGCCCGCUCUUUCAUUCCAGGUACGGAGGUGCCAGCCACAACUGGUAGCUCCGGCUAAGCCUACCCCUCAUGAGUUUAAGCAACUUUCUGAUAUCGAUGACCAGGAGGGUCUUCGAUUUCAGAUUCCAGUGAUACAGUUUUAUCGCCGUGAUCCGCGCAUGGAGGGGCGGGACCCGGCGAACGUGAUAAGGGAGGCAAUUGCGAAGACGUUGGUCUUUUACUACCCUUUUGCGGGUAGGUUGAGAGAAGGGCCUGGGCGGAAGUUGUUUGUGGAAUGUACGGGAGAAGGUGUUUUGUUUAUUGAAGCAGAUGCUGAUGUUACUUUAGAACAGUUCGGUGAUGCACUUCAACCACCGUUCCCGUGUUUGGAAGAGCUUCUUUACGAUGUUUCGAAUUCUAAUGGAGUUCUCAAUUGUCCAUUAUUACUCAUCCAGGUGACCCGACUCAAGUGUGGCGGUUUUAUCUUUGCUCUUCGUUUGAAUCAUACUAUGAGCGAUGCAUCUGGUCUCGUCCAAUUCAUGAUGGCGGUUGGCGAGAUGGCGCGUGGUGCGAACAGUCCUUCGAUUCGUCCAGUGUGGAAAAGAGCUCUUUUAAAUGCACGAGACCCACCAGAGGUGACAUGUUGUCAUCGUGAGUACGAUGAAGUGGCCGACACGAAAGGCACCAUCAUACCGCUCGACGACAUGGCUCAUCGCUCGUUCUUCUUCGGCCCAACGGAGAUCGCCACCAUUCGCAAGACGUUACCGAGUCACCUCCAGCAGUGCUCCUCAUUUGAGAUCCUCACAGCUUGUCUCUGGCGCUUCCGCACCAUAUCCCUUCAGCCAGAGCCACAAGAGGAAGUGCGAGUACUAUGCAUAGUCAACUCCCGCUCCAAGUUCAACCCUCCAUUACCAUUAGGGUAUUACGGCAAUGCAUUUGCUUUCCCAGUGGCACUCACCACAGCGGGUAAGCUUUGCCAAAACCCGGUUGGAUAUGCCUUGGAAUUGGUUCGAAAGGCGAAAGCCGACGUGACGGAGGAGUACAUGAAGUCGGUGGCAGAUCUUAUGGUGACCAAAGGGCGGCCUCAUUUCACCGUUGUGAGAUCAUACCUUGUGUCGGAUGUGACGAGGGCUGGCUUCGGAGAUGUGGACUUUGGGUGGGGUAAGGCUGCGUAUGGUGGACCGGCGAAGGGCGGUGUCGGAGCGAUCCCGGGCGUGGCUAGCUUUUAUAUACCGUUCAAGAACAAGAUGGGAGAGAAGGGGGUUUUGGUGCCUUUGUGCUUGCCUGCUCCGGCCAUGGAAAGAUUCGUGGAAGAACUUGAUGGCUUGUUGAAGGGGAAACAGCCCAUUGAUGGCUUCUUCAUUCCAUCUGCUCUGUGAUUAGGGAAACUUGUGAGAGCAAGAAACCAGAAAAAAUCAAAUGUUAGCUAAAUAAAAAUAAGAACAAAAUAAGGUUUGUAAUUUAAGGUUUGUGAUUUAUGAAUUUUUGGGUUAAUUUUGAGCUUAGUGGACAAUUCCUCAUUUGGUA
Cucurbita moschata (crookneck pumpkin) is the source of this 1677-nucleotide messenger RNA. RefSeq names its product benzyl alcohol O-benzoyltransferase-like. The record is from RefSeq and is a predicted model, not a curated record. The coding region runs from base 165 to 1529 and encodes 454 amino acids. NCBI's taxonomy places the organism in Eukaryota, Viridiplantae, Streptophyta, Magnoliopsida, Cucurbitales, Cucurbitaceae. The transcript has a single exon.